AUGAUGUACCGCAACGGCUCGCUAUCAAACUCGCCAACGAGCAGUGACGACGGAAGAUUAGACACAAUAAAGUUCGCACACAAGAGCUCGGCAUCAGCUGCCUCUGUAUUUUCAAAAGAGACAUCGCACGAGUCGUUAAUUAAACGCUAUUAUAAUGCCACGUGCACUAAAAUGUACGACGUUGAGGAGCUGAUCGACUAUUAUUGGCAUCGACGACUGGCGGCUGUGCCUGCUGUUAUUGUGAGCUACCUGCCAUUUGUGAUUACCCCGAAUCAAAUUACGAUAUUUGGUCUAUUUCUUGGUUGGGGUGCUGCCUUGUGCCUUUACGACUCGGAGUUUCACUAUCCUCUGGGAUGGGAGUCCCGAAAUUCAUUGUUGGGGGCUUCAGCUCUCAUGUUUACGUGGAUUGUUUCAGACUGUACGGACGGACAGGUCGCACGGCUGUGCAAGCGUGGCACCCGCACGGGUCGAAUUCUGGAUGGCGUUGUGGACGGUCUAGUCAUCGCCCCAAACUUUUGGGUUAUGGGUGAUGUCAUGCAGCACCACUAUGGUGGAAGUAUUAUUUACUUUCACCUUUGCUUCUGGGCAGGCAUGUCCCUUUGGCUUCACGCAAUCAUUUACGACAAGAUCAAAAACGUGUAUAUGGAGAAUGCGCUCCCGCAGUCCGAGUGUGAUGGCGAAACGGUUGCUAGCGUACGUGCCGAGUAUCGUGCAGCACGCGAACAAUCAGCAUGCGCUUUGGAUACGAUCCUGCUGGGUAUCUAUUCGGUGUAUCUGGCUAUUCAGGCCAGUUUUACAUCGGAUGCUGCUUCUCAAGCGGAAAUGGACCGUCAGGCGUUGCUCGCGUCAUGCACCAGUGAAUACCAUAACAUCUACCGCCAGAAGUUUGGCGGACUUGUGCGCGUGGCGUCGUUUCUCGGCAUCAGCGCUCACAUCACAGCUGUUUACGCAGCAUACUUUUUGGCCAUUUACCACUGGGACGUCCUCUUUUACAUGCAGUUUUAUCCGCUUGUCUUACUCAACAUUGUCUUAAUUGGCGUGCUUUUUGAGUACCAACGCUCAGGUAUGGCCAAGUAUACACCCACAAAAGAAGGUACAUUUUAA
This is a messenger RNA of Plasmopara halstedii, 1104 nucleotides long. RefSeq names its product cdp-alcohol phosphatidyltransferase. The transcript has a single exon. Bases 1 to 1104 code for a protein of 367 amino acids. NCBI's taxonomy places the organism in Eukaryota, Oomycota, Peronosporomycetes, Peronosporales, Peronosporaceae. Gene Ontology annotation, molecular function: phosphotransferase activity, for other substituted phosphate groups. The record is from RefSeq and is a predicted model, not a curated record. Gene Ontology annotation, cellular component: membrane. Gene Ontology annotation, biological process: phospholipid biosynthetic process.